Messenger RNA from Mercenaria mercenaria, 5992 nucleotides. Its product is annotated as RNA polymerase II subunit A C-terminal domain phosphatase SSU72-like. Gene Ontology annotation, cellular component: mRNA cleavage and polyadenylation specificity factor complex; nucleus. The coding region runs from base 159 to 752 and encodes 197 amino acids. Gene Ontology annotation, molecular function: RNA polymerase II CTD heptapeptide repeat phosphatase activity. NCBI's taxonomy places the organism in Eukaryota, Metazoa, Mollusca, Bivalvia, Venerida, Veneridae. The record is from RefSeq and is a predicted model, not a curated record. Gene Ontology annotation, biological process: termination of RNA polymerase II transcription. The transcript has 5 exons.
CAUUUUAGUCUGUCAAAACAUAAAACAAACCACUGUCCUAUUUGUGUAAAUUUAAUCCAAGUCCAUCUGCGUUUAUCCACGCAAUAAGCACUUAAUUCUCAAACAGAACAAUACAUAAAAACUCUGUUUUUGAUUUUUUAUCUCACAAGAGCUCAGUAAUGUCAGAUUCAAAUAAAUUGCGGAUAGCAGUAGUUUGUUCUAGUAAUCAAAAUAGAAGUAUGGAAGCUCACAGCUGCCUUAGUAAAAAGGGAUUCAAUGUGAAAUCGUAUGGUACAGGGAGCCAGGUGAAAUUGCCAGGGCCUGCACCAAAUAUGCCAAAUAUUUAUGAUUUCAACACAACAUACGAUGAAAUGUACAAGGAUCUGCUGAGAAAAGACCCAGAAUUAUAUAAACAGAAUGGUAUUUUACACAUGCUGGACAGAAACAGAAGGAUCAAGCCAAAGCCACAAAGAUUUCAGUCUUGUAGAGAAACUUUCGAUCUUAUUGUUGCCUGCGAGGAAAGGGUGUAUGAUCAAAUUCUAGAAGAUCUUGACUCUCGGGAGAAGACCGACUGUUCUCCUCACCCGGUACAUAUAAUUAACAUAGACAUACAAGAUAACCACGAGGAGGCUACCAUUGGUGCUUUUAUAAUCAAAGACCUUGUUACCACAUUGAGCGAUUGCGAUGAUUUGGAUAAUGAAAUAGACGAGAUCAUUCAAGAAUUUGAACAGUCUGUAAACAGACCCAUUUUACACUAUACAUGGUUUGUGUGAAACAGGACUGGUGUUUGAUAAUAUUGUAAAAUAUAGAAAUUCUGUCCCGGGCAGUGUAAAGAAGAGUGCUUAAAACUUGGUGACAGUGACAGAAUGAGUUAUCAUUGCAAACGAUGUCAUUACAUACAUUUCUUCUAUAUGGGACUUGGUUGCCAUGGGUAUGGCUCAGAAAAUGUCUUUCAGCAAACGAUGCUAUAAAUCUAUUCAUGAUUCCGUACAUGUAUAUAGGAUAAUAAUAUCCACUGUAGUGUUACUUGUUUUUGGAUUUGUAUAACAAUGCAAGUCACUUACAAAGAAUUUUUCCCCCAUUCUGCUUUGGUACCAUUAUCAAGGAUUUAUUAUUUGAAUCACAUUUUCCAUGACAAAACUUUCCCCUGAUUUCUCUUAAAAUAUAAGACAAUACUAUUAAAUUGUUCUAAACAACUCAAAGGGAGGUAAUAGGAACUUUUAAAAUUUCCAGAACAUCUUAAGUUUUUAAUUGUAUUUCAGUCAUUUUUGACUGCACAAAAUUAUGAAAACAUAAUAUUUUAAUGUGAUUUUUUACUUUUUGAUUGGAAUGUUAUAAAAUAGUUGGUAUAAGCUGGCAUAAAAGUAAUAUUUCCUUGCCAAAAAAUUUGUAAAAUAUAUUUAUGUUUCAAAAUGCUGAUUUUGACACAUUUUUGUCAUGGGGAAAAGCACAGUUUUGGUAAUUAAAGACUUUUUAAAAAUUCAAAAAAGGUCCUACUAUCACCUUAAAAGAGCUUUAAAAUAAUGUUUAGUUUGAAAUAAAGCUGCUAUUCAUGAAUAACUCCGUUGUGGAUUCAGGUAGAUGAAAUAGUAAAAUAGUCGGUACUACUGACAAAUUAUAUCUCCACUGUUGUCAGAUGUUUGUGGUCACAUGUUUAUACACUUGGCCAUGAAGAAAUGACAGAAUUCUUUUAUUUGAAUAUUGUAUAAUUUAAUUGAAUAUUUAUUGAAGGACAUGAUACUUUGUACUGUUUAGUUCGGUUUUGUAACCCAUUUCCAUCAGUGGAAUAUCUGUGAUUGUCGUCAUAAUCAUCAACAGUAAUGAAGUGAUUCAUAUCAAAGUGAUUGUUAGUCAAUUCAUCAUCAUUACCACCAUCACCAUCAUCAUUAUCAUCACCAUAAUUAUCACUAUCACUGUUAACAUCAACAACAGCACCCUUAUCAAGAUUUAAUAUUGUUGACCAUCCCUCAGAUGUUGAUUGCCUGCAAUAGUAUGUAUUUUUGCUGUAUUUUAUUCAAUAUUUUAAAUGUAGAAUUGUUUUUGAUUCAAUUGACUUUCUGUAGACAAAAUAUCUUUUGCAUAAAUGUACUUGUAAUCUCUAAAAUACCAAGGUGAGUUUGAAGGUUACUGGUACUGUUGAUAAACCCGGACACCUUGGAAAUAUUCGACUGCAAGCAGUUUUUUCAUAAAAUUGAACACACCAUCAAACAGUUUCCAAUUACAACACCUACUAGUGCAAACAAAAACAAAAUUGGUAAAUAUUCUGUAUAAAUAAAUGACAUACAUUUAUUUGUUUAAAAAAUAUUUACCCAAAAUUACUGGGGAAGAGGGUGCCUUUUGCGCAUGCUCACUGUCGAAACAUGAAGGCCUGACAUUGGGUCACUUUUUAUUACUUGAUCAGGAAUGACUAUUGCAUCUUUUUGGGGAAAGUUUCAAUAUAAUAAUAUGAAGAAAAUUUUGUAAAUGACAAAUGGUCGAAUUUAUCAUCAGUCAACAUUCAUACAGUCCCCAUUUUACAAACCCCUUUCAGGGCCUCACUUCUUGUGAGUUUGCUUACUAAAUAUAAAUUUGAAUUAUGUAAAUUUUUCAACAAAUGUUAAGCUUUAUUUUGAUACCAACCAUUGAUUACAUUUUGCAGAAAUAAAAAAGUUACAAGUAAAAAACCUCAUUUUCUGUUCGGGUUUAUCAUCAGUACCAGUACAGUUUAUAAAAUGUUCGAAUGUUGUUAUGAAAGUUGCAGUAUUUUGGUACUGCAUAAAUCAUUUAUGUGAAGAAAGGACUGUUAUUUUACAGAUGCUGUACAUUGUAUAUAUUAUUUAAAAGAAGAAUAUUCAACUUGUAUUUAUGCUUUCUUUAAAGUAACAGUUGUCAGUAUAGGUUACUGGUAGCUCCUGAAGAAUGUCAACAAUGUUAGAGUGCAAGAUACAGAGUACACUCCAACUCUGGAAGCUUCCCUGGUUCUUUAGCAUGGCAGGUGUAAAGUGCCCAAACAUGGGACUCUGAUCAGAACAUUUUGAAUUUUAGUUUGAGGAGGGCUAAAACUCCUUAUGUCUCGUUUGUUAGUCUGGCAUGGUACAAGGGGUCUGGGGUUAAACUUCACUUACUUUUGUUGUACCCUUUAGCCAAAAUAAUGAAUUUGUUAAUGGCUGGGAAAAUUUACCAAACUGUCAUGGUGUCAGUUUUGUUUGUGCAAGAGGUUCUAGUAUUUUAACCGUUACUUAAAAUAUGGAAGGGAGGCAGGCUCCAGUGGAGAUAUUAUAUUUUGAGACAUACCCCGGUACUUUCAGACUGACCGGAAGACAGUUUUCACUGUUUUGUUAAAAGUAUAAAUAUUACAGUGUUGUUUUUAUUUCCCUUUAAAAUUAGUUCUAUGUGAUACACUUUGCCAUUAAAAAAAUAAAUUGUACAGUUUUAGUGUUUGGAAUAAGGUGUGGUGUCCGGUGAAGUUAUUAAUUUCAGGAAGUGCUGUUGUUUCCCCUGCAGUAAAACAAGUUCUUGAAUGUAUUCAAAAUACAUUACCGUUACAUUGUUCAUUUUUUCACUCUCAAGUUACACCUAGGUGACCAGGAUUAAAAGGAGCAUGCCUCUAUCUUUUUUUAGCUCACCUGUCACAAAGUGACAAGGUGAGCUUUUGUGAUCGCGCGGUGUCCGUCGUCCGUCCGUGCGUCCGUAAACUUUUGCUUGUGACCACUCUAGAGGUCACAUUUUUCAUGGGAUCUUUAUGAAAGUUGGUCAGAAUGUUCAUCUUGAUGAUAUCUAGGUCAAGUUCGAAACUGGGUCACGUGCCUUCAAAAACUAGGUCAGUAGGUCUAAAAAUAGAAAAACCUUGUGACCUCUCUAGAGGCCAUAUAUUUCACAAGAUCUUCAUGAAAAUUGGUCAGAAUGUUCACCUUGAUGAUAUCUAGGUCAAGUUCGAAACUGGGUCACGUGGGUUCAAAAACUAGGUCAGUAGGUCUAAAAAUAGAAAAACCUUGUGACCUCUCUAGAGGCCAUAUUUUUCAUGAGAUCUUCAUGAAUAUUGGUCAGAAUGUUUACCUUGAUGAUAUCUAGGUCAAGUUCGAAACUGGGUCACGUAGGGUCAAAAACUAGGUCAUUAGGUCUAAAAAUAGAAAAACCUUGUGACCUCUCUAGAGGCCAUAUUUCUCAAUGGAUCUUCAUGAAAAUUGGUCAGAAUGUUCACCUUGAUGAUAUCUAGGUCAAGUUCGAAACUGGGUCACAUGGGGUUAAAAACUAGGUCAGUAGAUCUAAAAAUAGAAAAACCUUGUGACCUCUCUAGAGGCCAUAUUUUUCAUGAGAUCUUCAUGAAUAUUGGUCAGAAUGUUCACCUUGAUGAUAUCUAGGUCAAGUUCGAAACUGGGUCAUGUGGGGUCAAAAACUAGGUCAGUAGAUCUAAAAUUAGAAAAACCUUGUGACCUCUCUAGAGGCCAUAUUUCUCAAUGGACCUUCAUGAAAAUUGGUCAGAAUGUUCACCUUGAUGAUAUCUAGGUCAAGUUCGAAACUGGGUCACGUGCGGUCAAAAACUAGGUCAGUAGGUCUAAAAAUAGGAAAACCUUGUGACCCCUCUAGAGGUGAUAUUUUUCAAUGGAUCUUCAUGAAAAUUGGUCAGAGUGUUUACCUUGAAGAUAUCUAGGUCAAGUUCGAAACUGGGUCACGUGGGGUUAAAAACUAGGUCAGUAGAUCUAAAAAUAGAAAAACCUUGUGACCUCUCUAGAGGCCAUAUUUUUCAUGAGAUCUUCAUGAUUAUUGGUCAGAAUGUUCACCUUGAUGAUAUCUAAGUCAUGUUCGAAACUGGGUCACGUGGGGUUAAAAACUAGGUCAGUAGGUCUAAAAAUAGAAAAAACCUUGUGACCUCUCUAGAGGCCAUAUUUCUCAACGGAUCUUCAUGAAAAUUGGUGAGAAUGUUCAGCUUGAUGAUAUCUAGGUCAGGUUUGUAACUGGGUCAUGUGCAGUCAAAAACUAGGUCAGUAGGUCAAAAAAUAGAAAAACCUUGUGACCUCUCUAGAGGCCAUAUUUUUCACGAGAUCUUCAUGAAAAUUAGUGAGAAUGUUCACCUUGAUGAUAUCUAGGUCAAGUUUAAAAGUGGGUCACGUGCCUUCAAAAACUAGGCCAUUAGGUCAAAUAAUAGAAAAACCUUGUGACCUCUCUCGAGGCCAUAUUUUUCAACGGAUCUUCAUGAAAAUUGGUCAGAAUUUUUUAUCUUGAUGAUAUGUAGGUCACAUGUGUUCAAAAACUAGGUCACUAUGUCAAAUAAUAGAAAUAAUGACGUCAUACUCAGUUCAACACUGGGUCAUGUUGGGAUAGGUGAGCGAUUCAGGACCAUCAUGGUCCUCUUGUUUUAUAUUUUAGAAAUACACAUUUUGCAGAAAUGUUAUCUACAAAUGCUAUCAAUAGCAUAAAGAUUAUUAUAUAAGACAGAAAUGUAGAAGGAAGUUUACUGUAAUUUCAGUCAUACUCAUAAUUAUGGUGUACUUUCUUACAAUUUUCUUAUACAUUGUAUUCUAUAGACUUUAGUUUAAACAUAUUUAUUUCGAAAUCAACAUCAAGUCAGAAUUUUACAAGUAUACAAUCAUACAUUUUACAAAUAUGAAAGGGAUUAGAACUUCUAUAGUUCCUCUCCCUCUCUUCUAUAGACUCUGUGUUAAGUCUGAUACCGAGAUCUGAUCUGGAGGCAUGAGGCUUUAAUUUAGUUUUGUCAUUUUGAGCAAACAUGUAUGAAACGUUAAUGAAAUAGUGAGGGUGGUUUUGUUUUGUAUUUUUUUUUAAAUUGUACUGUUUUUGCUGUUAGAAGAUGUUGCCUUUUCAAAGCUUUUUCAAAAUGCAGAAUUUUGUCAACUUUGCCCCUGUAGUCCAUUUUAAUGAGAUGACCAAGGUGAAUUAUUUUCAUACUAAGAGAUGCCAAAACUGGUUAUAUAUUUGUUGAACAGGGACAUUGAUCAUUGUGAUUAUUGAGCAAAUGUUUGUUAUGUUAAAUUUUGUAAUUACAGAAACAAUGCAAUAAAAAGGUAAAAAUGUA